Messenger RNA from Paramisgurnus dabryanus, 4403 nucleotides. RefSeq names its product ovochymase 1 (gene ovch1). Gene Ontology annotation, molecular function: serine-type endopeptidase activity. Gene Ontology annotation, biological process: proteolysis. Lineage: Eukaryota; Metazoa; Chordata; Actinopteri; Cypriniformes; Cobitidae. The record is from RefSeq and is a predicted model, not a curated record.
UGAUGUUGUGCAGGACAGAGAUCUCCUCACUGUCAUCCUCCGACUGUUCAUUGGUAGUUUGACAGGUGGAUGUGUCUGCUGUCUGCUUCAGUGUUGUGUGAUUGCUCUUGUUUUGUUGAGCAUCUUCUUUUAUCUGAGUGAAAUCAUUUUCAAACAGUUUCAGAUUCCCCUGAAUCAUGACCGUCCCGUUUUUAUAUAGGUUGGCUGUUAUCAUGACAGAAUCUGAAUCAUCAUUAUCUUUAACCUGUAGUUUCCAUCCAUUACUGAUGCCCUUUCUGAUGACUGAGGGGUAAUGAUGUCUGAUCGCUGAGUGCCAGGCUUCUGGGUCUUCUGUAUAAAAGAUGAUGUUGCUGACCUCUCCGCUCUUAUACAGGUCUGAGAACAGUGUUUCUGUGUUGUCCUUCAGGAGUUUCUCUUUAUGCUUUUUCUUUAAGGUCUCAUUUGUAGCUGAAGGUGGAUAUUUGAUGGGGAUGGAUUCUGGCAUUCUUCAAAUAAUGUGACUGUUGCUGGCAGUUAGGUGUUGUUUUUUGAAUAUGCAGAAAUCCACUGGAGUUUAGUCUUUAAACUAUAUAUUAAUUUGUCCAAAAAGGCAUAAAAUCCACUCCAAAAUGAAGUCUUGAUCUGUAGAUCUGUACUCACUUUCAGAUUGCUCUUUCUUUCUGGUUCUGUGAGAGUUUUUAGGCCUUUUGUAGCUGCUCUCUGCCCGUUUUCUCGUAGUUUUUCUUAAUUAUAUGAAAAACUGUUUAAAAGUCUUCAUUCAUGUAUUAUUAAUUUGAAGCAAGUUUUGUUGUCUCAAAAUUUAUAAAAACUGAAUGUCUGUCUUAUCCUAAAACAACAUAAAAAAUGAAAAAUAUCAGGAGCUCAUUUUGUUGCUGCUACCUCAACGGAACUCUCUCUCUCUCUCUUUUUUUUUAAGCUAUGUAUAUAAGCUAUGUCACUGUUAAAGGAUUGCAAUUAAUAAUACAGAAUCAUUGAAUAUUAAAGGUGGUUUAGGCAACAACAUGCAUUCAAAACCAAUUUGACAACCAAUUUAAAUACAUUCAGAUUUUGAGAGAUCUACAACUUUGUAAAUGAAAAACUUAAUAGCAAAAGCUGUAAUGGGGAUGUUUCUAAUUUUAAGCACCGUCUAUGAAGGUCUUUGCUGACCUCUAGUGGCUGAAACCUGAAUUGCUACCCUCAGGUUAAUUACACUCUGAUUGGCUUACAGGUGUCAUGGGAUUUAUAUUUGUUUGUGAAGCCCUCUGCAGUGCAUAAUUUCUCCUUCCAUUUUUAACUAGAGCUAUUUGUGAACAUGAAAUAUGUAUUAUUUUUAAUCUUCUGUCUGAUUUUGUGUAAUGCUGAUCCUGAAACAAUUGCUAACGUGAGCUUAUCAACUGACACAGAUUGCAUUUUUGACAAGGGCUGUUCUGACAUGGCUGGUAUACGCUCAUUCAUCAAUGUGGAAGAUGAGAAGGAGAAUCGGAUUAUAGGCGGUCAGGAAGCGUGGGCACAUUCCUGGCCAUGGCAGGUGUCUCUGGACUACUCUGAUAUGCAGGCAUGUGGAGGGGCCAUUCUUGAUCUGCAGUGGGUGAUCACGGCUGGCCACUGCUUCAGACGUUAUAAAAAGGCAUCGCUGUGGACCGCAGUGGUAGGCAGACACAAUUUGGAGAAUGCUAAUGAAUCCUGCCAUCAAUCUGUAGGGGUGGAAAAAAUCAUCACUCAUGAAAACUUCAACCAGAAGACAAAUGAGAAUGAUGUUGCCCUGCUGAAACUCCAGAGUCCACUGCAGUUUAAUGAAUGUGUGAGACCUGUUGCUAUCUGGAACAGUGACGUACUGUCUCAGGAGAUGUGUACUGUCACUGGCUGGGGUGCCAUUAGAGAAAAUGGUCCUCGUGCCUCCAGACUCCAAGAGGUCAAUGUAACCGUUUUUAAGCAAGAGACAUGUAACCAGUUUUUCAGAGGCAAAAUGCAUGAGUUUAUGAUGUGCGCAGGAGCGGACGCUGGUGGAACGGAUGCUUGUCAGGUAAACAUUUGCUGGUGGUGUUCGAAAGUAAAUGUUCUUCUAGGACUUGUAUGUCUGUGUGAUUGGGUUGUGUGCUCUGAAUCUUUUUUCAGGGGGACUCUGGUGGUCCCCUUUCUUGUUUCACAGGCGAGAGGUAUAAGCUCAUCGGGGUGGUCAGCUGGGGGGUCGGAUGCGGUCGGGCCAAAAAGCCAGGGGUCUACACUAAUCUUUUUCAUUACAAGCACUGGAUUGAUUUUGCAAUACAUGGUGAUUUCAUGGAAGAAGAAUCUGGAAUGGAUUCAGCCGUGUGGGCAGGCCAAGGUGGACCCCUGUCAACUGCCCAGUGGCUUGGCACAGUUAGUCCCCUCUGCGGAUGGCACAUUUCAGGUGGACAAUGUAAGCGAGGCAUGUCCUAACUCCUGGCCUUGGCAGGUCAGCCUGCAAAGUCAUGAUGCACAUUACUGUAGCGGCAUCCUUGUUCACCCACAUUGGGUACUGGCACCUCGCCACUGCUUUGCCAAGGUUGGAGAUGUUGUGUUCUUGGGAGUUCAUGAUCUCAACUUCAUGUCUGGCCAGACUUCAGCUGUGAAAAGCGUGCAGAGUCUGCCUUACGAUGGCAGCUUCCCACCUGUCUCUGAUCUCUCCAUGAUCCGUCUAACUGUCCCGGCUCGAAUAGGACCGACAUUAUUACCGGUGUGCCUACUGGAAAAUGAUGAUGAAAUAGUUAAUGAAGAAGGGUCUUCUUGUGUGACAACAGGCUGGGGGCCGAGUAAAACUACAUCGGAUCUGAACCCUGAUAUUUUGCAUAUGGCCAAAGUAAAUUUACUUUCUGAUAAAGACUGCAAAGCUGGCUGGGGGGAAAUUAUGAGCAAGACGUUUCUUCUGUGCACAGACACAGCAGCAUCCACAUCCUGCUUGGGGGACUCUGGUGCACCCCUUGUGUGUCAGAAGGAUGGCCUUUACUACCUUGUUGGACUGGAAGCAGGGGGAGGCAAGAAAUGCGCACCACUGAAACCAGCUGUAUUCUCCCGAGUAUCUGCCUUUUACUCAUGGAUACAAACUUGGGUCAAAACUUCAUAAAAUAUAUAAUAAAGCAUAUUAAAUAUUGUAUAUUUUCUCCUUGUGUGGCUCAAUUACUGAUCUGUCAUACACAUCAAUGCAUGCCAUUGUUUUGCUAUGCCUUAGGUAGUGGUCCACCUGAAAGAGAAACCUAUUCUGUACAGUAUCACUGAAGCCAAAGGUAGGCCAGAGGAGGGCAGUCUUACCGCUCUUAUCAGAAUAUGUGAUGUAGGGAUAUGCAGUGGUUAAAUGUUGAUUUUAAGGAACAGGGUUACAGUUCAGUGUUGUGUUCAAAUGUAGCUAUUGCUUUUUACAGUAUGCACUACAUCGCUGCAGGAAUAAUGAUAGAAUCAAUCUACGUGAACUGCGCCCUCCAAUGGUGAUUUAUGUAAAUUAGACUUCCGUAAGAUAAAAAGGGGAGCUUUAACUGUGAGUACAGUUUCAUUACCGGAGUCUGCUUACACACCUAUUGGGGAGAUAUGUUUCACUGAAAAGAAAGGAAGAAACCAUAAAAUAAGAGCUUUACUCAUUCAGAAUAUUGUGUGUGCUCCCUCUGCAGUUUCAUAUUGGAAAUGCGUUUUUGAUCAUUUCAAUUGGAAUAAUGUGUGUUCCUUAAAAAAAAAAAGAUUUUUUCUUGCAAAGUAAAAAAAAAUUUUACUUUGUAAGUUUUAAAUUACUUCACAAUAUAAACACUACCAAAGAUUUCUAAGAAAGAAAUUCAGUUCUAAUUUUCACAUCAAAUGCAGAAUGACACUGAUCUUCUUCAUAUAUUUUGGUUGUGCAAUUGUACUCAGCAAUUUUGGAAGUAUGUUGGUUUGUUCAUCUCAAACAAGAUUGUUAAAGGUUUUUUAUAAGUCCUAAAAUUGUUGUUUUUGGAUUCUUUGAAGGAGAUUCAAAUGCUUGCUUUAUAAUAAAUCUGAUUCUGUAUUUGUGUAGAUUUUAUAUACAUAAGUGCAAAUAUUCUGGUAUUUUUACAAGAGAUAAAACAGUAUGUAAAGACAAUUGUAUUUUCUUUUAACAAGAAAGCACUCAGAACAUGCUCUAUUUGCAUGACUUAUAAUCUAUUGAAUGUUUUUCAUUUGUGAUUUUUCUUAAUGCCCUCACCUUCUUUUAAAUGUAUACUUUUUGUUUUGUCUUAUUUGAGACAUGAUAAUUCUUGUUUUGUUAUUUUUUCCUUUUGUUUUUCUUUUCUUAUUAUGUGAUUCCUAUUUGUUGUUAUGUGUUGAUGUUUCAGUUGUAAUGAUACGACUACAUGUUCAAUACAAAUAAGAAUAAAAAGGUUCUGUAAUUUUAUAUAAGAAAAUAGGGGGGUUUAGUCUCAUGCAAUGUGUUUGAAGGUCUUUGUUUAAAUCACAAAUUUUUG